AUGGCUCGAGACAUAAAAUUCAACUACGGAACCACAAAAGAUGUUAUCGAGGUUUCAAACCUAGGUACCGUGACUGGUAUAAAGUUCCCAGAAUUAUGCGUGACACAGUUUCUAGGUGUUCCAUUUGCUGAAAUCCCAGGAAGAUUUCGUAAGUCUAUACUACUUGAUACCUGGGCCAACAAAAGCUGUGAUGCUACGAAUUUCGGACCCUAUUGUCACCAAGUUGAACGUUCGUUUUAUCCCAUUCCCCUGUAUGAACGUCCUUGGUCUAAGAUACCUAUUAAGUCUGAACACGACGUUCUCAAUCUAAAUAUUACAUGUCCUUGUAACGUCAAUGAGGAGGUGAACUUACCUGUGAUGGUAUUUAUUCAUGGUGGUGCUAACACUUAUGCCGCCGGCAGCGCUAGUAUGUAUGAUGGUCUUCAUUUGGCCAAGCUUUCUCAAGAUUUGAAGCAGCCAACUAUAAUUGUGACUAUCAAUUAUCGAGUAGGAGCUGCUGGCUUCUUGGCUUCUCAUGACUUGAAAAAAUACAAUGAAAAGUUUGGUGAAUCUGGUGUAGGAAAUUAUGGUGUAUGGGACCAGAUUAAUGCGUUACGCUGGAUUAACAAGUACAUUCAUUCUUUUGGAGGUGAUGCCAAUAGGAUAACAGUAUUUGGGCAAUCAGCCGGUAGCCAGGCCACUCACAUGGCGAUAUUGAGGGAUGAGAAAUUAUUCAGUAGAGCAAUACUUCAAAGUGGGUUGUCCCCCCUUUGUGGAAUAUUUUCGAUUGAUCAAUAUGAUAGAGUUUAUUUCAAAUUGCUAGAAAAGUUAGGAAUCGAUACGACAUUGACCCCAGAGAAGAGGGUAGAAGCGUUACUAGGUGUGGAUGGUGCUGAGUUAGCACAGGCUAAUGAAGAUAUUUUUGAUAUUCAGGUUGUCACAAUGGCAUAUACAGACGAUAGAGAAGUGUUACCAAAUAAUGCAAAAAUCCCGUCAUGGUCGAACCUCGAUAAGCCCAUUUCAUCUUCUAUCGAAGCUGUAAUGAUUGGUGAUUGUAAGAAUGAAUGCAUCAUAUGGAAUGAUGCAUAUAAAUCGUAUUCCGCUGAAGAGUUUAUCCAAAUCCUAAAGUCGAAAUGCUCUACUGAUGAUAUUGCUGCAACAUUUAUUGACCUCUACAAGAUACAUCCUGGAUUAACUAAAAGUGAAACUUUCAAUAGAAUUGAAAUGUUUACGAGUGAUGGAAUGUAUCUUUUGCCCAAUUAUAUUUUCUGUCUUGCAAAUGGUAAUGCUUUUCGCUAUCACUUUGAUGAACCAUCAACUUAUAACAAUGAGUGGUGUGGGUAUGCUCAUCAUUCUUUGGAUAAUGUUUAUAUCUGGGGUAUGUUGAAGGACUCUUUAGAAGGUCCUCAGCGUGUCUUAUCAGAGCACAUGUCCAGAGUUUGGUUGGAUUUUGCGAAUGGCAAAACUGUCUGGGAAAGUUAUAAGGAGAAUGGUAAGUCGAUGGUGUUUGGCCCUGAAGGAAAGUGUGGUCUUGUCAGUGAUUUUGACGACGAUAAGAGAAAUUCUCGAUAUCCUAUUUGGAGAAAAAUUGUAGAAUUAGAUCUAGUGCAGGAAUUUGGAAGAGUUUGUGAAGAUAUUUGUCUUUUAAGAAGUAAGGAUCAUGGAUAUAUAUGA
Molecule: messenger RNA, 1653 nt
Organism: Priceomyces carsonii
Lineage: Eukaryota; Fungi; Ascomycota; Pichiomycetes; Serinales; Debaryomycetaceae
Exons: 1
Coding region: 1-1653 (550 amino acids)
Molecular function (GO): serine hydrolase activity
Source: RefSeq, a predicted model, not a curated record